Nymphaea colorata (pocket water lily) is the source of this 1211-nucleotide messenger RNA. RefSeq names its product cationic peroxidase 1-like. Gene Ontology annotation, molecular function: peroxidase activity; heme binding. The transcript is spliced from 3 exons. Gene Ontology annotation, biological process: response to oxidative stress; hydrogen peroxide catabolic process. Lineage: Eukaryota; Viridiplantae; Streptophyta; Magnoliopsida; Nymphaeales; Nymphaeaceae. The record is from RefSeq and is a predicted model, not a curated record. Bases 73 to 1038 code for a protein of 321 amino acids.
UACUCAAGAAAUCUAGCUAGCAAGCAGCAGUUUCUUUGAGUAGCUCCCACUUUCUUGCUGGACCCGAUCGAGAUGGCAUCGCCCCUUCCGCGUUGCAUGGCCUUGGUGGUGCUCGUCGCCGUUGCAGCGGCGGCAACUUCCGCUUCUGCUCAGCUGAGCACCACCUUCUACGACACCAUCUGCCCCACCGCACUCUCCACCAUCAAAGCUGCCGUGGUGAGCGCCGUCCAGACGGAGGCCCGCAUGGGUGCCUCCCUCCUCCGUCUCCACUUCCAUGAUUGCUUCGUUCAGGGCUGUGAUGCUUCGGUUCUGCUGGACGACACUGCGACCUUCACCGGCGAGAAGACGGCCGCACCUAACAUGGGCUCCCUCCGUGGCUUUGAGGUGAUCGAUGCCAUCAAAUCUGCCGUCGACAAGGCGUGCGGUGCGAGUGUGGUAUCAUGUGCCGACAUCCUCUCCGUUGCUGCUCGUGAUUCAGUAGUUGCGCUGGGUGGACCAUCUUGGAACGUACCACUAGGAAGGAGAGAUUCCACAACAGCCAGUCUGAGCAGUGCUAACACCGACCUGCCGUCGCCUUUUUCAAGCCUCGCCACCCUGAUUGCUGCGUUCCAAGCAAAGGGGUUCAACCAGCAGGAACUAGUGGCGCUCUCCGGUGCACACAGCAUCGGCCAAGCGAGGUGUGUGCUGUUCAGGGACCGCAUCUACAACGACACCAAUAUUGCGCCCCUCUUCGCCACCACGCGCCAAUCGCAGUGCCCUCGCUCCGGCGGCGAUAACAACCUCGCCCCCUUGGAUGCCUCGACCCCAUAUCGGUUCGACAAUGCCUACUACCUCAACCUGUUGGUCAAGAGGGGUCUGCUUCACUCGGACCAGGAGCUCUUCAAUGGCGGAUCUGCUGAUGCACAAGUCAGGACCUACAGCCUCAGCCCUUCGAUUUUCUCCACAGAUUUCGCUGCUGCCAUGGUGAAGAUGGCCAGCCUCAGCCCCCUCACCGGCAGCAACGGCCAAGUGCGUACCAACUGCAGGAAAGUUAACUAAGAAGGAACUAGCUAGUCGUCUCCAGUUUGUGUGCGGCUAACGUGCGAAUAUGCAUGAGCCAAUGUUUUUCUUCCUUUUUUUCUCUCUCUUUUCUCUACUAUGCAUGAGCCAAUGUCUGUGUUUUUUCCUCUACAUGGAAGAAGCCAUUUUUGUAAUGUCAAUCUAAGUUCAAC